AUGAAUAAGACUUUUGCUAAGGUAGAAAGUAGUGAAGAGUCAAGACUAGUUGUUGAGGUCAAAGCACUCUCAAACCAAAUGAAUGAGAGAUCUGACAACCAAGAUAACAAGUUCAGAAGUCUUGAAAGAGAUAUUAAGGUAAUGGCAGAUGGAUGUGACAAUUGUGGACAGUUGCAUUACAUGGAAGAUUGCCCGGACCAGCUAGCUCAGGAUGUUAAUUAUGUUCAGAAUCAACCACAGGGAAACUUCAGUCAGAACACCGGUUAUCAAAGCCAGAAUUCAGGUACUUCUUAUCCCUCAUCUUCUUUUAAUACUAACAAUUAUGGGUAUGGUGGCAACAGGUUCAGCAGGUUUAAUAGUCAACAGAGCGCGACUGUUGAGUUUAGAGAUAUUGUGAAGGAUUUCAUUGGUGCUCAGAGAGCUACAAACGAGCAAGUAGCGGAAGAAUCCAAGAAGAUGCAUUCGGCUUUGGAUGCGGUCACUACUCGUUUGGAUGGUUUGACGAAUAAGUUGGAGCAGAAUACUAAGAGCACUCAAGCUACCUUCAAGGAUUUGGAAACGAAGCUGGAAAGGCUAGGAAAUUCAAAUAGGCAGCCCGGUACUCUACCGAGCAAUACUCAGAAAAAUCCCAAGCCUCAGCAGAAUAACCAAGGAUCGGGAUCAAAGUACAACCUUUCUAAUGCUCGACAUGAGCAAGUGAAUGCGAUCACAACAAGAGCAGGUAAUACUUAUAAUUAUGCAAAUCCGUUACCUGAUGAUACUACUCCUCUUGUGCGGGUUGAAACUGAUGAAGUUGUUGAUGAUGAGAUUGAGAUGGAGCCGAACCCAGCCGUGAAGACACCGGCCGUUCCAUUCAAAGCUGUCGAGAAACCUACUGUUGAGAAGCCACCGGUUAAACCGUAUCAACCGAAGAUACCAUUUCCUCAACGAUUGAGGAAGGCAAAGAUCAAGGAAAAUUACAAGAAAUUUGUUGAUUUGAUUCAAAAUGUUAACAUUACUAUUCCUUUAGUUGAUGUUCUUGCAGGUAUGCCAAAUUAUGCAAAGUUUUUCAAGGAACUCAUCUCGGAUAAGAAGAAGUUGGAAGAGGCGAAGACGGCAGUCAUGAGUGCCGAGUGUUCCGCCAUGAUCAAGAACGAGAUUCCUCCUAAGUUGGAAGACCUAAGGAGUUUUCUUAUCUAUUGUUCUUUUGGUGCUAUAUUGUAUAAGGCACUAGCCUAUCUAGGGGCUAGCAUUAAUUUGAUGCCUUAUUCGGUUUAUAAAAAGUUGUCUUUAGAAGAAGAAGAUGCUUUGGAGAAAGAGCUCAUGGAUAUCUUGGACAUGGAAGAUGGACAAGCAUUGCUCGCUUGUAAUGAAAAAGAUAAAGUGUUAGUUGAAGAGAUGGUGUAA
This is a messenger RNA of Erigeron canadensis, 1386 nucleotides long. RefSeq lists its product as uncharacterized. The record is from RefSeq and is a predicted model, not a curated record. The coding region runs from base 1 to 1386 and encodes 461 amino acids. The transcript has 2 exons. NCBI's taxonomy places the organism in Eukaryota, Viridiplantae, Streptophyta, Magnoliopsida, Asterales, Asteraceae.